GGGGGAGUGACAGACGACAAGAGCGAUGAUGGCAAAUCCAUCUCCACCCUCAGUUUCGGUGUCAACAGACCCACCAUCUCGUGCAUAUUUGACUGUGGGAACAGAUACCACCUCCGCUGCUACAUGUACCAGGCUCGGGAUCUGAUCGCCAUGGAUAAGGACAGCUUUUCAGAUCCUUAUGCCAUCGUCUCCUUCCUCCACCAAAGCCAGAAGACGGUGGUGAUCAAGAACACCUUGAACCCCACCUGGGACCAGACACUCAUCUUCUACGAGAUAGAGAUCUUUGGGGACCCCCAGAACGUGUCUGACUCCCCUCCCAACAUCGUGGUGGAAAUAUAUGACCAUGACACCUACGGUGCAGAUGAGUUCAUGGGGCGCUGCAUUUGCAAGCCCAGCCUGGCGCGCUCGCCGCGGCUCUCCUGGCACCCGGUCAUCAAGGCGAACAGAAACGUCGGGGAGCUGCUGGCCGCCUUCGAGCUGAUUCAGAGGGAGAAGCCAGCCAUCCAUCACAUCCCUGGCUUCGAGGUAAUUGAGCUUUCCUCCAGCCUGGAUGAGUCCGCAGACUUGGACCUGCCGUACCCCCCACCCCAGCGGGAGCCCAACAUUUACAUGGUCCCCCAAGGAAUCAAACCGGUCCUGCAGCGCACAGCCAUCGAGAUCCUGGCCUGGGGGCUGAGGAACCUCAAGAGCUACCAGCUGGCCAGUGUCACCUCACCCAGCCUGCUGGUGGAGUGCGGAGGCCAGCUCGUGCAGUCCUGCGUCAUCAAGAAUGUCAAGAAGAACCCCAACUUUGACGUCUGCGUGCUCUUCAUGGAAGUGCGUUUACCCAAGGAGAGCCUCUACAGCCCCCCCAUCAUCAUCAAAAUCAUCGACAACAGGCCGUUUGGCCGAAGGCCCGUGGUGGGGCAGUGCACCAUCCGAUCAUUGGAGGACUUCUACUGUGACCCCUACCAAGAGGAGACGGACGGUCCCCAGGACCACUCGGAUGACGUGAGCCUCACGCCCAGGGAUGAUGUCCUAAUUGACAUUGAUGACAAAGAGCCUCUUAUUCCUGUCCAGCUUGCGGAGGGUAUGACCAGCUCAGCAUUAAUUAACAUACCAGCUUCUCGGGCCCAGCCUCAUGAGGAAGAAUUCAUCGACUGGUGGAGCAAAUUCUAUGCUUCCACGGGAGAGAGGGAAAAAUGUGGCUGCUAUUUAGAGAAGGGCUUUGACACCUUGAAGGUCUACGAGAGGGAGCUGGAGAACGUGGAGGACUUUGAGCAUCUCUCCGACUUCUGCCACACCUUCAAGCUGUAUCGCGGCCGGUUGCAGGACUCGAAUGAUGACCCCUCAGUCGUGGGGGAGUUCAAGGGUUCGUUCAAAAUUUACCCUCUCCCGGAUGACCCGCGCGUCCCAGUGCCACCUCGGCAGUUCCACCAGCUGCCGGCCAGAGGACCCCAGGAGUGUCUUGUCAGGGUCUACAUCAUCCGGGCCUUCGACCUCCAACCCAAGGACGCCAAUGGAAAGUGUGAUCCCUAUGUGAAGAUUUCGGUGGGAAAGAAAUCCAUAAAUGACCAAGAAAAUUACCUCCCCUGUACGCUGGAGCCUGUCUUUGGAAAGAUGUUCGAGCUGAGCUGCACUCUGCCCCUGGAGAAGGACUUGAAGAUCACGCUCUAUGACUAUGACCUCCUGUCGAAGGAUGAGAAGAUUGGGGAGACAGUCAUAGACCUGGAGAACCGGUUCCUGUCGAAAUAUGGGGCGCGCUGUGGCCUCCCCCAAACCUACUGCAUCUCCGGACCCAACCAGUGGCGAGACCAACUCCGUCCUUCCCAGCUGCUUCACCUCUUCUCCCUGCAGCACAACUACAAGGCUCCCACCUACAAGUCCGACCGGAUCAUCUUCAGGGAGCAAGAGUACAUCCUCUCUGAACUGGAGGAUGGCAAACCCCUCAACCCCCACCUGGGGCCGGCGGAGGAGCGUCUCGCCCUGUACGCGUUGCGGAAGCAAGGGCUGGUGCCGGAGCACGUGGAGACGAGACCUCUUUACAGCCCUCUCCAGCCAGAAAUCGAGCAGGGAAAGCUACAGAUGUGGGUGGACUUGUUUCCGAAAUCUCUGGGUCAGCCUGGCCCCCCGUUCAACAUCACGCCACGCAAAGCCAAGAGGUUCUUCUUGCGCUGCAUCAUCUGGAACACCAAGGAUGUCAUCCUCGAUGACCUCAGCAUCACUGGGGAGAAGAUGAGUGACAUCUACGUCAAAGGCUGGCUGGUUGGCCAUGAGGAGAAUAAGCAAAAGACGGAUGUGCACUACAGGUCUCUGGGAGGAGAGGGCAACUUCAACUGGAGAUUCAUCUUCCCCUUUGACUAUCUCCCUGCUGAGCAAAUGUGUUACAUCGCAAAGAAGGAGCACUUCUGGAGCUUGGACAAGACAGAAAAUAAGAUUCCACCGCAGCUUAUCUUCCAGAUCUGGGACAAUGACAAGUUCUCUUUUGAUGACUAUUUGGGCUCCAUUCAGAUGGAUCUCAACAGGAUGCCCAAACCUGCCAAGACGGCUGAGAAGUGCUCCUUAGAGCUAGUAGAUGAGACCCUGUCUUCAAGUCGCUUUGUGUCACUCUUUGAACAGAAAACUGUCAAGGGAUGGUGGCCCUGUGUUGCUGAGCAGAACCAAAAGAAGACCCUGACGGGCAAAUUGGAAAUGACUUUGGAAAUUGUGGCAGAGCAAGAGCAUGAGGAGCGGCCAGCUGGCAUGGGUCGGGAUGAGCCAAAUAUGAACCCCAAGCUGGAGGACCCCAAGCGCCCGGAGACCUCCUUCCUGUGGUUCACGUCCCCGUACAAGACCCUGAAGUACAUCCUGUGGCGGCGGUACAAAUGGGUGGUUAUCCUGGCCAUCGUGCUCUUCAUUUUGCUGCUCUUCCUAGGGAUCUUCAUCUACGCCUUCCCG
Messenger RNA from Balearica regulorum gibbericeps (East African grey crowned-crane), 2916 nucleotides. Lineage: Eukaryota; Metazoa; Chordata; Aves; Gruiformes; Gruidae. The record is from RefSeq and is a predicted model, not a curated record.